AAAGGGGUUAUUUGUUAUAGAUGAUCCCCCAAAGAGCAGGUUAGUCUUUUAAAAUAUUUUGCUGUAUUUUUUUUUUUUUUUUUUUUUUUUAUAGCACAUCCCUUAAAAAAUUUUGAGAUGGUGUUUAACAAUCCUCGAACAAAUGGUGGUAUAGUGAAGAGUGCCCAAGAAGAUAGCAACUGUCUACAUAAUUCAUCCCGCCACUUUAAUCCACAUUUGAAACAACCACCAAAUCACCAAAAACCUCCAUUAAAAUUACUCAUUUCACUCGAUCAUCACUUCACUCUGUCACUGUUUUCACUCUACUCUUCAACAGAUAUGUCGCAUACAGCACCAAUAGACCUCUCUGAUAGCGAUGACGACGAAAACAACAACAACAACAACAAAUUCACAACUCCAAUUACAAAUUAUCGUAAAAGACCUAGAUUGAAUCUUCAUCCUUCAAUUUCAUGUGAAUCGAUCGUAGUUAUUGAUCCAACUCCUCCUAAGUUACAAAAAUCCGCAUCUUCUACGAAAUCAUUUGUCCCUGAAACUCCAUUUUCUGAAUUUCCUAAGUUUAAUGAUCUUCCUGUUAACAAGUGUACGUCGAAUUUCGAAAUUCCUCUUGCUUCGUCUGCUAAUAAAUCACCAGGUGAUAAUGAGUUGAUAUUUGUGGGAUCUGAUGAUGAACCUGGAAGCCUGGAAAGAAGGCAUUUUUGGAAGACUGCAGGAGCAUGUGCGGGUUCGAAUGUGAGGAAUAACUUAGAUAGAAUCCCCAAAUCCGCUGCGAAGGAACAGCAGUUAGAGAACAAAAUAAUGGUACCUGAUUUCGAUAUAGAUAGUUUUUUAGACGAGGACUCAACAUGUUUUCUUCCUAAGGAAGUGGAAUUCAAUGUUCAUGUGAACGUUGAAGAAGGUCUAGGGAAAACAAGUUUGAUGAACGAUGCAGGAAGUUUGUUCGGUAUAAAUGUGGAACAGGACUUAAGUAAGAGAGGUAAAAUUGUAGCGAAGGAUAACUGUCAGGAGAAUGCAAGUGCAGGGUUCUUGGAUAAGUGUCAUCAUGGGAACCUAGAGUCGACAAAGACAUAUGACCGCCCUCAUCUGGAAGAUGAUAUUAAUCAAAUACAACCUGCUGAAGAAUAUGAUCAAGAAAAGGAAUGUGUCAGAUUGGUAGGAGGUGCAAUUUGUGAAACGGAAAUUGGAGAUAAAGCUAAUGCAGAGAAGAAACAGAACAAAGAUAAACAAGCAGCGAGUAGGAAGCAAUUGAUGGAGGAAAAGAAGCGUGAGAAGGAGCAAGAGAAGUGUCGUAAAGCAAUGUUGAAGGCUGAAGCUGCUAAGCAGAAACAGUUGGAGAAAGAGAAGAAGAGGUUGGAGAAAUACAAGUUCAGUGAGAAAGACAUUGUGGCUGAAGUUGAUCCAAAGGUUCUGUCAGGUUCACUUGGAGGACCUCUGCUAACAAUGUUCGCCGAUAAACAUCUCAAUUUUAAAAUUACUCCAAAUCCCAUUGAGAAAACAAUUGUUUGGAGAAUGAAUAUUCCUGACGGAAUGUCUCAGCUUUCUACAAUAAAAGCAGAUUUUCAUUAUAUAUUGCUCAUAUACAAUAAUCCUGAUGAGUUUUGCAAGCAUGUUAAUGAUGGAUCUCUUGUGGAUCAUAUAUCUUCUGUGCGAAAGCGUUAUCCGUUGUACACCGUUUGCUGCCUCACAAGCAGGUUGAUGUCUUUUAUCAAUAAAAGGGAACAGCAAAAGUAUAAAAACGAAAAGGUUGCCAGUGAUUGGAAACGUCCACCUGUGGAAGAGGUCUUUGCUAAGUUAAUUACUCACUUUGCUCAUGUACAUUCCAGACAAUGUGCUGAUGAAGCUGAAGUAGCUGAGCAUGUUGGCGGGCUGACAAUUAACCUUGCCAAGUGCUAUUCUCGCAAGAAGCUGACACACCUGUCUGUGAGUGCCAAUGGAUGCAAUGUUCCAAAGGAUUGUGUGGACAGAGAGCUCAUAAUGAGACAUCCUUGGUUAAAGGCACUGAUAUCUAUCCCAAAAGUACAACCUAGGUAUGCUUUGGCUAUAUGGAAGAAGUAUCCAACUUUGAAAUCCCUCUUGCUUGUCUACAUGGAUACAACUAAAACUCAGUAUAGACCAUGUGGCUCUGUUGUUGUACUCUCUUAUCAUGUGUAAGCUAUCUUUUCAUCAGAGGGUUUUGUUAUGCCAGCAGACAUUAUUCGUUCGUUUGCACUUCACAUAAGUCGACAUCAACCUGAUGAAAUCAAGAGGAUAUUAUCAGGCAGGACAUAGCUUGUCUACAUAUCACUGAGAGAAUGACGCUUUGACUGGAAAUUCUCUCUAGGAUUAGUUUUUGACACCACUGAUAGAGGGGUUACUUCUGUGAUUCUUGAGUUGAGUCAUAGGUGAUUUGGAACUCCCAUCUCCAAUUUUUGUGUGUUUGCACUUUGUUCUGCAAAAGGCUCUUACCUGUUUACACCCGUGCAUGUUACUGCAUGCUCUCUCCAAAUUCUCGCUGCCUCGUUAGUUGCUUUUGUGAUACAUGUGUCCAACUGUGUCAAUGUUAUGUAGUUUUAUAUGUCCUGUUGGUGGAGAAAUCUUUUGUAUUGCUAUUGAAUCUUUGAUGUUCAAGACCUGAAUAUAUCUAUCCUUAAUUUGUUCAAAAUAGCCAUCUGAACCGAUCUUUAUUAGCUUGGGAUUAUUCAUGUUUCUGGAAGAGAUAUUGGUGGAUCUGUCUUCAUCUCUUGUUGCUAUUAUCUACUGAAUACAUGAAAGGAGAUCAUAAUACCCAAUUCCUCCCUCUCCCCCUGAAUAACCAA
Messenger RNA from Beta vulgaris subsp. vulgaris (sugar beet), 2792 nucleotides. RefSeq names its product crossover junction endonuclease EME1B. Gene Ontology annotation, biological process: DNA repair. NCBI's taxonomy places the organism in Eukaryota, Viridiplantae, Streptophyta, Magnoliopsida, Caryophyllales, Amaranthaceae. Gene Ontology annotation, molecular function: nuclease activity; DNA binding. Gene Ontology annotation, cellular component: nucleus; Holliday junction resolvase complex. The record is from RefSeq and is a predicted model, not a curated record. The coding region runs from base 118 to 2148 and encodes 676 amino acids. The transcript is spliced from 12 exons.